GCAGUUGGAAACGCUGCAGCAGACCACAGACUUCUCGCCACAACACCACACAACACACACUCACACACGCAUGCACACACAUACAACUAGAGGAUGAGAGAGGCAGAGGUGUAACCAGGAGAAGCACCGUCAAGACAAAGGAAAGCCACUCUUUUGUCUCCAUGGACACUCAACUUCCUCCAAGCAGUUCUUAGUCCGUGUAGCGCAGUAGUGGGAUCUUGCCAUCCACUUAAUAAUUCAUCAGGUCGGUCUCUGAGCUUUGAGCCUGCAGCGCUCACCAACUUUACCUUCUCUAACUUUUGCACAGCAGCAGACGGCUGUUUCAGCAAUUCUCCUUUUAUAUUUGAAACUGUUGGCACAGAGGCAGAGGAAAACAGGUUUAAGGGCUUUGUGUGCAUCUUAUGUGUGUUUGUGAGUGUGUGUAUGAGGAGAGUGGGUGAAAGGUGUGUGUGUGUUGUCUGGACUGAGGGCAUCCUGCUCAUCUCAUUCUUGGACUUGGGACCCAUUGUUAAAACCGCAGCUCUUGUGGGACUGAACGAGCAAGAGGCUGUGUGAGAAGCACUCUGGAGGCCACGGAGAGGCUCGUAUGGAACGUACAUCGCGUCUUUGAGUACCGCUGGUGAAAGCAGUGUUUAGGCUGUUGAAGGGGCAGACUGUGCACCCUUGGAUUCUCAGUCAUCAUGGCUGGCUGUUCCAGCCGCUGCAGACAGGGUGUGCUAAAGCUCAUUCAGUCCCUUCAGAGGCUUGUCUCGGGAACUCUCAGCAAAGAUAAUAUAGAUGAUGAAUUAGAGAUGACAAUGGUCUCCCAUCGGCCGGAGGGUCUUGAGCAGCUUGAGGCGCAGACAAACUUCACCAAACAAGAGCUACAAGUUCUUUACAGAGGCUUCAAAAAUGAGUGUCCAAGUGGAGUGGUGAAUGAGGAGACAUUUAAACACAUUUAUGCACAGUUUUUUCCACAUGGAGAUGCCAGCACAUAUGCACAUUAUCUCUUCAAUGCGUUUGACACCAGAAAUAAUGGAUCCAUAAAGUUUGAGGACUUUGUGAUGGGACUAUCUACACUACUGCGGGGGACGGUCAGAGAGAAACUAGAAUGGACGUUUCAUCUCUAUGACAUUAACAAAGAUGGACUUAUCAAUAAGGAGGAAAUGACAGAGAUAGUGAGGGCCAUCUAUGACAUGAUGGGGAAGUACACGUAUCCGGCUCUAAAAGGGGAUGUACCAAAACAGCAUGUGGAUGCCUUCUUUGAGAAAAUGGACAAAAACAAAGAUGGAGUUGUAACAUUAGAAGAGUUCGUCCUUGCCUGUCAGGAGGAUGAAAACAUGAUGAGAUCCAUACAGCUCUUUGAAAAUGUGAUGUAGAGAAGAAGAAAAGAACACGCAAGAAUGCAAGAGGGAUUUUACGUUUAAAUAUAUAUUUGCUAUAUUUCACUGAACUGAGUUCUGGGGGAAUGAUGGCCAGAGAGGGAUGAGAGUCUGCUUUGUUUUUCUCUCUCUGUUCAGUUUUUGUAACAUAUUCCAUGUUUUUUCUUGCUGGCGUUGUGGGAAAUUGCCAUCACAGAAUCCACUUUAAUCCAGCCAUGGAAUAAUAUGUUUGAAAGGCAUUUCCUUAGUGGGUGGUGAUGGUCAACGUCCGUCUUCCCUAUACGAAAAAGAAAGCCACUCAAGCUUUUUUCAUUUGCUUGACCCUAGAUCUCAGGACUCUACAUUUGUUGUACUGGAACUGCAUUCAGGAGGAAAUACAACCUUGCGUUCUUUGCCAAAAGAGCUUGCAUGAGAAAAGCCAGCAGAUUUGUUCCCCAUGAGUUGCUUGAAAAUAAUGCUGGCCUUCAAAAAAAUAAAAUAAUAAUAAUAAUUUUAUGAUGUAUUUAUCUAUGACAUUGGGUUUAAAGGAUACUUAAUUGAAUGUUGAUUGUCUUGUGUUGUAACCGUUGUUUAUUAGCAAUUGCUGUUUCCAGUCCAACCGCUUAAUGUACAUUUCAGUACUUUCCAAGCCAUUUUUGCCCACCAGAUCUGAAUGAAUAAGGUGGGACAGAAAGUAAAAGUCUGUGUGUCUAAGUAUGGAAGUAAGUCAGGAAUAUUUAGGAAACUACUAAAUAACAACUGUAUUCAAACCCAACAAAUGACAAUCUAGUCCCUGGAUACCCUUCUGUCCCCAGAUACCUCUGCAUACUUUCAAGAAGGACAAAUAGAAGAAAGGAAAAGGAAAAAUAAUUAUGUAUGGGUCAGUGUCAGUCGGAAGACAUAUAAGCUAUUUAUAUACUUGCAAGUAUGGUGCCACAUGAAGAAAUGUCCGAUGAGGCAGAUAUAAACUGUGAAAACAAAGUAUUAGAAAUAUGCUGUGCAAUUCAUAUCUCAGUCAAAACCGAUUAAAAACAUUUGUGGAAUAACA
Messenger RNA from Carassius gibelio (silver crucian carp), 2388 nucleotides. RefSeq names its product Kv channel-interacting protein 1. Gene Ontology annotation, biological process: regulation of potassium ion transmembrane transport. The record is from RefSeq and is a predicted model, not a curated record. Lineage: Eukaryota; Metazoa; Chordata; Actinopteri; Cypriniformes; Cyprinidae. The transcript is spliced from 8 exons. Gene Ontology annotation, cellular component: voltage-gated potassium channel complex. Bases 681 to 1358 code for a protein of 225 amino acids. Gene Ontology annotation, molecular function: transmembrane transporter binding; calcium ion binding; potassium channel regulator activity.